Pelobates cultripes (western spadefoot toad) is the source of this 228-nucleotide messenger RNA. The record is from the annotation of a GenBank genome assembly. Lineage: Eukaryota; Metazoa; Chordata; Amphibia; Anura; Pelobatidae.
AUGGACACAGGGGAAGUUCAACUAUCUUUGGAACGCACAAAAAGAUCUCGUGCAACGCAUACGUCAUUUCCGGUGACGUUGAAGGAAGAACGGCUGAGCAGGAAAGAACACAAUGCAGAUGAUGCCCGAGAAGAUGAUUAUGAAUCCGGAACGGAGCGGGAACACACCCACCACACCACCAAUGAUGGACUAGGGGAGUCCUAUAUAUUGGGACUGUGGGAGGUUUAG